AUGUGGCCCGAGUAUGUCGGCGUCUUCUUCGGUUUGUGUGACAUGCGCGUCGUCUUGGGAAACUCUGGCAAUCGACUCUCGAGUUACGUGUGCGCAGUUCGUCUCGACAUCUUUGACCCGCAGUCGGCAAUGUGGAUGACCGUCCUCGAGAAUCCCGCGCAGGAGCUCACGCCAGGUGGAGCCCUGCUGGGAUCACACGAAGCCGUAACCUUCCACCGCUUCAAGGAGUUGGUUAGCUCCGCAGUUAGCCACGACCGAAAGCUCCUAGUGAGAGUUAUGGUGUCUGACAUCGGCUGCUUGCGGCUGCAGCAGUUUGAAGAUACUCCUCCCACGCAGUACGGGGGUUAUUAA
Symbiodinium sp. CCMP2456 is the source of this 351-nucleotide messenger RNA. The record is from the annotation of a GenBank genome assembly. Lineage: Eukaryota; Dinophyceae; Suessiales; Symbiodiniaceae.